AUGACGCGGAGAGCGAGAGUUCAGAGUUGGCCAGGCAGGACGCUGCGCGGCACGCUCUUCUUAGGAUAUCGUGCGCAAGGGCAGGCCUCCGCGGCGCCCGCCGGCCCAGGCGCCACCUUGCGUUCACGCUCGUCCACCAUGAUUAUGGCUGAGGGAGACGACCCUGCGGAGGUGCUGGGAGUGCGUCCGGGUGCCUCGCCCGCGGAGCUCAAGGCCGCGUAUCGCGAGCGGGCCAAGCAGUGGCAUCCGGAUCUCAACCCGACAAAAUACGCCGCGCAAAAGUUCCGACUGCUGACAGAGGCGAGCCUCCCACUCCACUGCCGCCCUGCCUUCCGACGGUCGCAGUGGGGGGCGCAGGCGGAGUGGGACGGCAAGCGAGUCUGGCCGAGCAGCAACAUCGCGGUGCCAAACGGGGCGCCCGACAAGGCCGCCAAGGCCAACGAGUGGUCCGCGCGAACCAAGGACUUUCUGAGCUCUACGCGCCGGGACGGCGACUCGCCUGCCGCAACAGACGGGCAAGCCAAGGCGGCGGGGACGAGGAAGGCGAAGGCGGCCACGGCGAAGGCCAAAGCGGAGCAAGACGAGGCCGCCGCCUCGCUCUCCAAGGCGGAGCGCUCAACGCCAGCGGCCGACCCCAAAUCAAUCUACACGGUGCAGGGCGCAUCGACCGAGGCGACUCGGCUGGGCCGCCAGACGGGGGCCGCCGAGACGGCGGCGGCAGAGACGCCGUCCAAGGCAGACAGCGCGCCAAAGGAGGCGGGGCGCAAGGAGGCGCCGCGCGUUGUUGACCGCCAACGACAAUCCAUCUUUGAUUUCUGGACUAGCAAGGAUGAGGCUGGGCAAGAGGCAUCGGGGCCCGUUGCGGCACAGGUCGAGGCCGAUGUCGCCGAGACGGAGCACAAGCAGAGGGCGGCGCGAGCUCCGGCAAACGGCACGGUUUCGGACGCCGAGGAGGCAGCGGUCGUGGCCGAGGGCGUCGGCGGUGCCGAGGGCGAGCUCGAGGCCCUCAGGCGGCAGCUAGCGGACUCCGUCGCGGCCGGGGAGGCAGCGAUGGCGGCCGCACUUAAGGCGGCAGCGGAGGAGCGCGAGGCGGCUCUAGCAGAACACGAGGCGGCCGUCACGGUUGCGGUGGGGCAGGCGAUUCGAGCAGAGGAGAUGGUGCGUGCGAGGCUCAUCGCGGGGGAGGCCGGGGCGACGGCAGAGGCAGCAGCAGCGGGGGACGCACGCCGCGUCUCGCCCUUUACCGUCGACACGGCGACGCUCCGAGAGGCCUUCUCCGCCGCCAGAACCACCGCUGGGGCGACGUCCAGCUCCUUCAAGCCGUCCUUCCGCGGUCGAGCGGGCAGGGAGUUGCGCGGCGUCCAGUUCAAGCAGGAGAUGCCAGACAGGUACCGCGACUACUACAGCCCGCCACAGCUCAAGGGCCCGCCUGCGGAGAAGCAGACGGCGGAAGCCAUCCAAAAGGCGUUCAACUAUCAACGCGGCGAGUACGAUCGCGUUCGGGCGGCCGCCCCGGCCACGGUCGCGAGCGGUCGCGAGUUCCACCCCUGA
This is a messenger RNA of Emiliania huxleyi CCMP1516, 1551 nucleotides long. RefSeq lists its product as hypothetical. Bases 1 to 1551 code for a protein of 516 amino acids. NCBI's taxonomy places the organism in Eukaryota, Haptophyta, Isochrysidales, Noelaerhabdaceae. The record is from RefSeq and is a predicted model, not a curated record. The transcript is spliced from 7 exons.